AUGCAGCCAUCCGCCAUGCUGCCCGCAAAGCCCGAGCUGUUCGGCGGCCCGGACAUGGCCACUGCUCACGCUGCAAAGCCCAAAGCCCAAAAACCCCGUCACCGAGCGUCGACUGCUUGUUCCAACUGCCGCGACAGGCGUAUCAGGUGUGUCGUUCACCCUGGCGAUACCGACUGCGCCAAUUGCAAGCGUACCGGUGCCAGCUGCGUUAUCAAAAACGACGAUGAGCGGAAAAAGCCGAUUUCUAGGGCCUACGUGGCCUCUCUCACGGAUCGGAUUGCCCUGCUCGAGCAGAUGCUCCGGGACAGAGGCAUAGAGCCGCCUCCCGUGAUUCAUCCGCCGAGAGUCACGACCGGAUUGAAGGCCAAUUCGCCGGAAAGGAGCCAGGGCCGCAGACCAAGCGACCUGUCCGAGACCAAUGCUCCGAGCCUCGUAGAUGAUUCCUCAGCCAUCGAGUCCAAUGUCGACGAGUCGGAUGAUGGAUAUCAAUCUCGACAAAGCUCUGUCUCGGUUCCGCAAGGAAGCAAUCCCGUUCUUCUCGGAUCCGCUCCGGCGAAAGACGAAACCAUGGUCGGCAAGCUGUUGUCAAGCCGUGGCCACCUCGGCUUCGACCAAAUCAGUGGGAGCCUCCGCUACUUCGGCCCGACCAUGAACUGCUCGCUGCCGUCGGAUGCCAGGUGUGUCGCCGACCGAGAUGGUCAAGCCAUUGAGCAAGCCCAACGUGCAAACAAUGUCAUUCGGCACCUCUCGCCCGAGACCCACGACUAUCUGCUGGAUCUGUUUUGGCAGCACUACAACUCCAACCUGCAUUGCGUCCACCGCGAAGCCUUCCUCGAGGACUACAAGCAUGGCGGAACCCAGUUUUAUUCUCCUUUCCUGCACAUAUGUACCUUGGCCAUUGGUUAUAGGUACGCCGACCGCAACCACCCUGAGGUCCAACAACUGGUCCUUCCCCACCGGGAAAGCACCCUGCACCGGGAAGCGAAAUACAUGCUCGAUAUAGAGCUGGACCGGCCUGGCGGCAUUCCCCAGGUUGCUGGUAUGCUGCUGCUUGCGAACCUGGAGUGCGCUGUUGGUCGGGACCACACUGGUUGGCUUUACUCUGGUAUAGCGGUGCGGUUGUCCUUUGACAUCGGAUUGCACCUCGACACUCGUUCCUCAGGCCUCUCGGAGCGUGAGGUUGAGAUACGGCAUAUGGCUUUGUGGGCUUGCGUAUGCUUUGAUAAGUAUUGGUCUCUCUUCCUGGGAAGGCCAACCAGCAUUAAGAGCGCCGAUCUUGAGGUGUACACACUGGCCAAACGCUUUGAACGACUCGGUACAUGUCGGCCAGCCGGCCCAGAGAAGAAUUGGGAGACGCAGACGUACGAAGCACUGCUAGAUCUCAUGGAGAUUGCUGGUAGAGCAGCAGAGAGUAGGGAAGCGAGGCCACGUCUCGGUCACGGCUUCGAUCGUGUCGCCUAUAAACAGAUGCUCGUCCUAAACCGGGAACUCACCAACUGGUUCGCUCGCCUUCCUGAUGCUCUGAAAUGGGAACCCUACAACAUCAACAACGGCCCGCGCUCUUUCUUCGUCCUCCAUCAACAAUACCAUUCGAUUUUGAUCCUGCUACAUCGGCCUUUUGCACGAUAUGACGACCCGGUCUCAUACGAUUCCCAAGAGAUCACUCCCGACAACAUCCCAGCGCAGUCACGAAAAGCCUGCACCAGCCAUGCCAUUGCCGUCGCGAAAAACUACUGGGUUUACCGACAACGCUUCAACGUAAAGCAAAUGUUCUGCGCAGGAAUGCAGACUGCAGGUACUGCUUGCACUGCGCUUGUUGCUGAGCUUGCCGCUAUCAAAGAUAUCAAAGAAAGAUCCCCGAUCAUGAAAUAUCUCAAGUGCAUGGCUGUUGUGCUCCAGGACAUGUCCUUCAUCUUCCAGCCAGCCGAACGCAUGUUCGUCGUUCUACAAGGUGUCCUCGCAGAACUCGGCGGGUUGCCCUCGCCACAACGCCAUAGGUGGAACGAACCUACGGUCCCCGCACUGCGAAACAACCCCGAAGACGAAGAAGAAGACCAAGAAGACGGACCCAAGCGGCGUCAACUCGACCCGGACACGCGACCCAAGAUGCCACUGAAGUGGUGCCCGGAGCCGGCCGCGACGACGGCGCCUCCUCAUCCUGCUGCCGUAAACAUGCAGAACCCCAUGACGCCGAUGACCAAAGCGCAGCCCCAUCCGGACCACCUUGGCAACGGCACCGGUGAUGCUGCCGCCGGUACGGCACUCCUUACUCCGCAGCCCGAGAUGCACCCUACCUGGUCAUACCAUGCGCCCGGCGGUUUCUCUGCCGCCCCGCAACCGCUCUACUGCGCCCCGGCGAAUAUGCCGCUGUCGAACCCGUGGAUGCCGGCAGCGGCGCCUGACGGCGGGGCGAUGGAUCCACGCCGCAUGAGCUUUAGCAGCAGUUUGCCGACGCCGCUGUCGGAUAGCAGUGGCAGCGGAAGCGUUGGCGGCGGUAGCGUUGGCGGCGCAGGAGGGGGUGGUGCUGUUGGCGGCGGUGGCGGCGCGGCUAGCCAGCUGGACUUCUUGCGGCUGGGCGUCGAGGGCGUCGGGUGUGAGCCUGUGGACUACUGGGGCGGGACGCAGUGGGGGGUCGAUCAGGCGGGGAUGAUGACGGCAGAGGGGCCGGAUGGGAUGGGUGGGGGACGGUGUUAUGGGUGA
Aplosporella prunicola CBS 121167 is the source of this 2700-nucleotide messenger RNA. RefSeq lists its product as uncharacterized. Gene Ontology annotation, molecular function: DNA binding; DNA-binding transcription factor activity, RNA polymerase II-specific; zinc ion binding. The record is from RefSeq and is a predicted model, not a curated record. Lineage: Eukaryota; Fungi; Ascomycota; Dothideomycetes; Botryosphaeriales; Aplosporellaceae. The transcript has 5 exons. Gene Ontology annotation, biological process: regulation of DNA-templated transcription; DNA-templated transcription. The coding region runs from base 1 to 2700 and encodes 899 amino acids.